Messenger RNA from Coregonus clupeaformis (lake whitefish), 2127 nucleotides. RefSeq names its product F-box and WD repeat domain containing 8 (gene fbxw8). Gene Ontology annotation, molecular function: protein binding. The transcript has 11 exons. The coding region runs from base 134 to 2113 and encodes 659 amino acids. Gene Ontology annotation, cellular component: preribosome, large subunit precursor. The record is from RefSeq and is a predicted model, not a curated record. Lineage: Eukaryota; Metazoa; Chordata; Actinopteri; Salmoniformes; Salmonidae.
UGUUUGUUUUAGUUUUAGCAUGAGCUAGGUAAGUUACCUAGCCAGCUACUAACAAUUUAACCCUACCAAUUUGUCAUUUUGUCUAAAAAUAACAAGUCAACGAUAUAUGUUGUUGUAACUAUGUUAGAAAAACAUGGCAGAAGACGAGCUUCAGGCGUUCAGAGAGCAUUGGAAGCAAGAACUGACGAAUAAAAACGAGGCAUUUUCGAACUGUAACGUUACUGGUCAACCAAGUCGAGAAGACUCUAAAUUAAAACGAUAUUUUGAAGAUUUUGGUCAGAACAGAAGUGAACCAGAAAAAAGACAGGAUUCAACAUCACAGGGGAGCAGUAAGGGAGGACAGGAUGCAGUUUUGUCUGCAGCAAAAACUCCAAAGGAGGACCAACCCGAGUAUGUGUCGAUAGCUGAGGGCUUGCUGGAUGGAAGGACCAGUCCCUUGUUGGAGAGGAUUCAGGAGGAGAGGACUCAAAGGAAGAGACAAUACCACAGUCUGACAAACGCCUGUAACACCUCCGCCCAACAACAACCUCAGAGGAAAAUAAACAAGGGGGACAAAUUAGUGGAUCAAUUCAUUCAAGACCUGAAUGAGACAAAUGACAUUCCCUUCUUUGACAUUGAGUUGCCCUACGAGUUAGCCCUGAAGAUCUUCCAGUACCUCAGUCGGACAGAGCUGGGGCGAUGUGCUCAGGUGAGCAAGGCGUGGGGGGUCCUGGCGGAGGAUGAGGUGCUAUGGUUUAGGAUGUGUCUGAAGGAGGGUUAUCACCACGGUGCCUCUGUCUCUGACUCCCCCUGCUGGAAGAGCACAUUACGAGACUGCAGGAACUCUGAGAACACUGUGCGCUCCAACUGGAAGAAUCGUGUUGGAUCAGUCAGCCAACUGCAGUACGAGCUGGGGAAAGUAUUGUGUGAUGUCAGUUCCUGUGACAGCUAUGUUGUUGCUGGGUACACAUCAGGGGACGUGAGACUGUGGGACACCCUCCACUGGGACUCUGCAGCCUCCUUCCUGAAGCCCAGCCCCCUGACGGCAGACGUCACCCCCAGACCUCACGUCAGUCACGUCCGGGUCAACAACACUGUGGCUGUGGCUGCCUACGACGAUGGAUGUGUGGAUGUGUGGAGCACAGAGACGGGACAGGAGCCCGUCCACCACUUCCAGAUCCCUGGGAGGGUCCACGCCCUGGCUCUGAGCCUGGAGAGCCCCACCUUGGCUACUGCUGCUGGGCUAGACAUCCGGCUGGACCAGCCUGAUGACAGGGGCUACUGGAGGACCCUCUGCCAGGCCACGCUGCCCAAACCUGUGGAGUCUAUGGUGGUGGUGCCAGGGGCCGUGGGGCGAGGAGGGGACAGUGGCCCCCUGGUGGCCCUGUCUGCUGGGGAUACGGUGUACCUGCUGGCCCCUGAGGACUUGGAGCCCCGGGUGCUCCACACCGUCUACGGCCACCCCAUCACCUGUCUGGAUGCCUCGGCCUCUCACGCUGCCCUGGGGGUCAAGAGCUGUGGCUGGGCAAUGAACGAUGGAGGCAACAAGAUCCAGGUGUACAGCCUAGAGACGGGCCAGUCGGAGAUGUCUGUGGGGAACUCAGCGGGAGACUUCUCCUGUGUCAACCUGAGAGACAGCCCUCCUCACAUGCUCGUCUGUGGAAACAAAGAUAGGAGGGUGAGGGUGUUUGACCUGCGCACCGGCUCCUCUGUGACAUCACUGUAUGCCCACCACAUGGGCGUGACCUCCGUGCAGGCAGACGAUUGGAAGAUCGUGAGUGGCGGAGGUGAGGGAUUGGUCUGCGUCUGGGAGAUGAGGAUGGGAGCUAAACUGUGGGAGAUGCACAACAGGCACCCAGUCAGACAUGUGAGAUUCAACACUAGCACCCUGGUGACAGCCAACGUCCCAGACGAGAAGUCUCCACGAGGGGCCUGCAUCACAGAUGACGACCUCACAGCCCACCGCAGACACAGGGGAGUGAUUUGCCACUAUGACUUCUCAGAGGACUCCACCUCCCAGGACCAUGUUCUGCCCAUCUGCAGGUCCAACUAUGUGGAGUCAUCUGGCUACAACUACAACAUCGGCCUGGCUGUGCCCUAUGACAUCCUGUCUGGCUCUCACCCCUCCCACUGACCCUUACCACCAGC